Messenger RNA from Dictyostelium purpureum, 1068 nucleotides. RefSeq lists its product as uncharacterized. The coding region runs from base 1 to 1068 and encodes 355 amino acids. Gene Ontology annotation, molecular function: protein binding. Lineage: Eukaryota; Evosea; Eumycetozoa; Dictyosteliales; Dictyosteliaceae. The record is from RefSeq and is a predicted model, not a curated record. Gene Ontology annotation, biological process: Golgi organization. The transcript has a single exon. Gene Ontology annotation, cellular component: Golgi apparatus.
AUGGGUCAACAACAAUCACAACAAAUACAACAACAGCAACAACAAUUAGAAAACAAUCCAUAUAAUAAAUCUGGAUACCAUGUUUUACAAGUUCAUCAAAAUUCACCAAGUUCUGGAAAAUUAGUACCAUUUUUUGAUUUUAUUGUGGCUGCUAAUCAAGUAGUUUUUGAAAAGGAAGAUACUAGAUUCUCCGAUACAUUUAAGAGUAAUAUUGGUAAACCAGUUACAUUGAUAGUAUAUAAUAUAAAAAGCGAUAGCACCAGAGAGGUACCAGUAAUACCAUCAACUACUUGGGGUGGUCAGGGAUUAGCAGGUAUAUCCAUUCGUUAUUGUUCAUGGGAAAAGACAUUAGAGAAUGUAUGGCAUGUAUUGGAUGUCUAUUUAAACUCACCAGCACACGACGCACAGCUUCAAAGUAGAAUAGAUUAUAUAGUUGGUACACCAGAUUUGAUUUUAAAUGAACAAGAGGACUUUUUCACAUUAAUCAACAACAAUAUGUAUCGUCCAAUUCAACUCUACGUAUACUCUUCAUUAACAGAACAAAUCAGAUUGGUAACCAUCACCCCAAAUAAGAACUGGGGCGGCUCUGGUAGUUUAGGAUGUGAUAUCGGCUUUGGUUUACUCCAUCGUAUCCCCACUAAACAGCAAUUAGCCUCGCCAAUGGUCAAUCCAGGCACUCCAAAUCUUUUACACCAACACCAACAACAACAAGAAAAAAUCGCUCAUCAAAAUAUUCAACAACAAAUUUUAUCAUCAUCACCACAAAACAAACAGCCAUUAUUACCACAACAACCAUUACCAAUAUCACAACCAUUACCAACACCACAACGAGUUGAAUCUUUAAAGCCACCACAAGAUCAAUUUACAGAUAUUAACAUCAAUAACCACCAACAAGAACAACAGUUUUUAACACCACAAAAAGAUGAUGAUACUUUAAUUACCACAAACAACAAACUACACCAACAAAACAAUGAACCAAUAAAAUUUAAUAUGGAAGAAUUACAAGCCGAAUCAAUAGACAAUAGUAAUAUCGAUUUAACUAAUCAAUUUAGUAAAGUUCAAUUGUAA